AAAGAAGCCUAUAGAAACGCAUUGGGCUUAUUUUAGACAGAUUUUGGCGAGAGAGAAACCUCUCGCUUCUUCUCUUCCUCUCUGGGGUGGAUUCAUCUCCUCGAAGAAGACCAUUCAAAAAGUUGAUGUGGAAGUCUUCAUACUUUCCCAGCGCAUUGGCUUCUGGAGCGGACUCGAACUUAUACUCGGCCGUUUGACUGGAACAGCAAACUGUUAAUCAACACAGAGGAUGAGCAGCUCGGAGGAGGUGUCCUGGAUCUCCUGGUUCUGUGGCCUGAGGGGAAAUGAGUUCUUUUGUGAGGUUGAUGAGGACUACAUUCAGGACAAGUUUAACCUGACAGGGCUCAAUGAACAGGUGCCUCACUACCGCCAGGCCCUCGACAUGAUCCUGGACCUGGAACCAGAUGAAGAGCUGGAGGACAACCCCAACCAGAGUGACCUGAUAGAGCAGGCAGCAGAGAUGCUCUACGGGCUGAUCCAUGCACGCUACAUCCUCACCAACAGAGGCAUCGCUCAGAUGCUGGAUAAGUACCAACAGGGGGACUUUGGCUAUUGCCCAAGGGUGUACUGUGAGAAUCAACCAAUGCUUCCUAUUGGUCUGUCAGACAUCCCAGGUGAGGCGAUGGUGAAGCUGUAUUGUCCAAAGUGCAUGGAUGUGUACACCCCCAAGUCCUCCCGGCACCACCACACAGACGGGGCCUACUUCGGGACGGGCUUCCCCCACAUGCUCUUUAUGGUGCACCCAGAGUACCGGCCAAAAAGACCUGCCAACCAGUUUGUGCCAAGGCUGUAUGGCUUCAAGAUCCACCCCAUGGCCUAUCAACUCCAACUCCAGGCUGCCUCCAGCUUCAAGAGUCCUGUGAAGGCUAUUCGCUAGAACUUAGACACCCGGGCCGGGAAAGAGACAUUUUAUGUAGAUUUUUACUCGGUUGGAAUGAAAGCAGUGGAUGAUGUAGAUCAAUAAAGGCUUGUUAAAAACA
Coregonus clupeaformis (lake whitefish) is the source of this 980-nucleotide messenger RNA. Its product is annotated as casein kinase II subunit beta. The record is from RefSeq and is a predicted model, not a curated record. Gene Ontology annotation, molecular function: protein kinase regulator activity. Gene Ontology annotation, cellular component: protein kinase CK2 complex; cytoplasm. The transcript is spliced from 7 exons. Lineage: Eukaryota; Metazoa; Chordata; Actinopteri; Salmoniformes; Salmonidae. The coding region runs from base 230 to 877 and encodes 215 amino acids.